AUGACAGCCAUCCUGGAGCGGAUCAGCACGCUGUCCCUCAGUGGGCAGCAGCUCAGCCGUCUCCCCAAACUGCUGGAAGACGGAUUCCCGAAGAUGCCUUGCACUGUCAAAGAGUGUGAGGUGCCACAGCUCUUCCGGGAGCCGUAUAUCCACACUGGAUACCGUCCCACUGGACAGGAGUGGCGGUACUACUUCCUUAGCCUCUUCCAGAAGCACAAUGAGGUGGUCAACGUGUGGACUCAUCUCCUGGCAGCCCUGGCUGUCCUGCUGAGGUUCAAGACAUUCGUGGAGGCUGACCAAUUACCAGUGGAUGCAUGGUCCUUGCCUUUGCUCAUCUUUGUCCUGUCAUCUGUCACCUACCUGACCUGCAGCCUACUGGCCCACCUGCUGCAGUCAAAAUCAGAGCUAUAUCACUACACCUUCUACUUUGUGGACUAUGUUGGAGUCAGCAUCUACCAGUAUGGUAGUGCCCUAGCCCAUUUCUACUACAGCUCAGAUCAGGCAUGGUAUGACAAAUUCUGGCUUUUCUUCCUCCCAGCAGCUGCUUUCUGUGGCUGGCUCUCUUGCGCUGGCUGCUGCUACGCAAAGUAUCGGUACCGACGACCUUACCCUAUCAUGAGGAAGAUGUGCCAGGUGAUCCCAGCAGGACUGGCAUUCAUCUUGGAUAUCAGUCCUGUUGCUCACCGGGUGGUUGUGUGUCACCUGGGAGGCUGUGAGGAAGAUGCUGCUUGGUACCACACAUAUCAGAUACUAUUUUUUCUUAUCAGUGCUUAUUUCUUCUCCUGUCCAGUUCCUGAGAAGUACUUUCCAGGAGCCUGUGAUAUUGUUGGCCAUGCCCAUCAAAUCUUCCAUGCAUUCCUGGCCAUCUGCACCCUCUCACAACUGGAGGCCAUAUUAUUGGAUUACAAGAACAGGCAGGAGAUCUUCCUAAAGAGACAUGGGCCUCUCUCCAUCUAUCUCACCUGCGGCUCUUUUUUUGGCCUGGUGGCUUGUAGUGCCAUCACAGCUUACAUCCUGCGUUGCAGGAUCAAGGCCAGUCUGGCUAAAAAGGACUCCUGAGAGAGUCACGAAGAUGAUGGGCGUGACAUCACCUGGCUGCUGAAAACCAGGAAGAGGGGGAUAAUACAUUAGAGACAUAACUGGGUUGUUUGCCUAACACACUCUGACUAACCUGGACCCUGUGGACUGGGAUGGAGGGCUGGAUACUUCACUCUGGAUGCAUUUUCACAGCAGGGGCUGCCUUCUGCCAUACAGGGGGACAUGGGGUAUUUUAAGCCAGAAUAAGUCACUUAACCAAGGAUGCUGGAAUAGCAGAGGUUUCUUGUUCGUGCUAGUAAACCUGCAGGGAAUAUCAUGCUGAAUAGUAGGGAAGGCAGCCUGAGGGCCGUGAGACAGCAGAACAGUCUCCUGGGGCUCACAAAGUAGUGGAAAAUGCACCUUGUGGAUCAUGGGUGAAUGUGACUACCUCUUCAGGUUUUGCCAGCUCCGCUGUGCUUGGGGUGAUCCUGUUACCAUUGAAGGCAGUACCAAAGCUUUGGGGGGAGUCUACAUUUUUAGGAUUCAGCUGCAAGUGCAUGUGUGGUGUAGUGGCUGGAUUAAUCCUUUCUGCUCCAGUGGGUUAAACUAGGUUAUCUCUACUUCUGCCCUUCUCGGUAUCUCAGUGCCAGGUUGCUGAGAUGGCCCUGGCAAAAUGUAUUUGCAGAUCUAGGCCUGACCUGGAGUCCUCUAGGAUGAACCUGAGCCCAAUGAAUCUGGACCUGAGCCCUGUGUCUGCUGGCAAUUGGUGUGGAUCUAGCCAUCCCUGGCACAGGUGGGGAUAUGAGGUCAACUCUCUCUUCUCUUUCUACAUGAUUGCACCAUCAGUAGUGAAGCUCCUUAACACACACAGCGAGUCAGACAGUCCAAAAGACAGAUGACAGGAUAGAUUGUUUCUCAGUUCGAAUUUGCCUGGCUUAAGGGCAGUACCACUGGCUGCUUGGUAGCCUAUCAGCUAGUUCCUUAAAGGUUCCUCACUUGUAUUUUAAAUGCUUAGCAGCUUUUGAGGAGCUGGACCUGUGUCAAGUUGGAGCUGGUCCUCAGAGCCUUCUUCAGUGGCAGAGAUGAGGCACCCCUGAGGCCAUCAGCCAGUGUUCAAGGCCCUAGCACCAAGGAGGGGCAACAAAAAGGUCAUGUUUGGUAGAUUUGAUGUGAGUGCAUCAUUUUGGCUGCCCACGUGAUGAAUUUAUGCACUUGCAUAGACUGAUUCCGUGUCAUCUUCCUAGGGAGUCUGACUGGCCUCCCUUGCUAUCAACACAGUGUAGGUGUGAUCGAUCUGAUAACGGGCAAAGCUCUGGGCCCUGGGCCUCCAACAGCCCUAGGAUAGUCCCAGCCAAAAGGGAAUAAUGGUGAAAUGGGUGUGAAGUCUUAAUUUCCCUCUUAACUAUAGGAAUGGGGAUUUUCAGCACUCCAGGCAGUCCUUGGUGGACCUCAUGGAGAAGCUCACCUUGGAGCUGCAGGGUUGCACUUCUCUGUCCUAUGGGACUGUGAAUCUGCCAUGCUUUUAUUGGCAUUAGAUAAAGGUAGAAAUUAAAUAGGGCAAAGAAAUGGAGAUUGAAAUGAGCUAUCUGUUCUUACUUCUUGGGAACCCUGCUCAUGCCCUUAAAGCCCCAUUCUUGUGCUUCAGGGAGGAUUUUGCUGUGGGCAGGUUUCUUUUGCACUUUCUUAAUAAACUGCUCCUUACUGAUGUCCAUGGGGCAGACAGAGCACGAAAGCAGCAGCUAUGCAGUGGCACGAGGCUAGAGGAAAUAACAGAGGGCAGGAGCAGGGUGACAGCAGAAGUUUUGUUCAGCAUUAGGAGCCUCUGUAACUUUAGGAUGAAACACCUCGGGACUUGGUGUUUCCUUUGUAGAGUAGCAAUGAUAGCUGGUCAGGGACACUUCAUAGCCAUGGGUCACUCCUGCCCAAGGUGUAGCAAGGCUUGGCUUGCUGUGUCCCCAAGUAGACAAGUCCCCUUUGUGCUUGCUGGCAGGAAUUUCAGAUUGAGGAGCUCCAUUGUUGCACAGAAACUCGUAGCACUUUCAGGCCUGGACGCUCAAGAGUCGGAGCAGAGAUAUGGUCCCAACCAGCCUAAACACCUGUUCAGCCCACUGUUGUCUUUCCGUGGUAGACCUUGGCAUGGGUCCUCCCAGCUGUACCCUGUGUAAGAUAUGUAGCCUUAAAUGCCUUGACAUCAGGCUAGUUUCCAGGAGGUGUAAAUCUUUCCUGAAAGCAAAGAAGUUACGGGAUCUACUCCAGCCGCAGAUUUGUCCCAUUGAAUCCGAGGGUGGCAAACGAAUUGUAUUUGCUGGUACUGGGUAGGCAGAAUUUAGGGACGGGGAUAUGGUUUGUCACGACAAGCACUGACUUCUGCACUUGAUCUGUUUUUUUAACUACUGGAGUGUAUGCGUGUGUGUGUGUGUGUGUGUGUGUGUGUGCAUGAUUUAAUGUUCAGAAAGGCCUUGCUUUUGGCUUUUAUAUCUGCAGAGCAUCCUAGCUGGGUAAAGAUCAGUCUGAGGGAAACAGUGCCUUGAUGAUGGAGGAAUGAGGUGGGGACACACAACUGGAUAUCUGAAAAUUAAUUUAUUUAUUAGGUGGUUUGCUGCGUCAUGUCUUGUGGACAAAUCUGAAACUUGCAGACUAAUUAAAUACAAAGGUGGGGGAGGGGGGUAUUUCUGAUUACAGAUGAAGUCAUAGGAAAGACUUCAAGAGGUCACUUAGUCCACCCUUCCUCCUCACUGUGUGCCUCUUCAUUCAUAUCUAGCCCAGCUAGAAGCUCAUAAAACUUGUUAAUGGCUCAGUUGCCUACAGUGUAUUUUGACAGUACAGUUACACUGACCUAACUGCAAAUUGCCAGGGUAAGGGACCUGUUAGUCCUACUGAUACCUCCGCAUGCUUCUUCCCUUGCACAGGUGCUCUUCUGACCUCAGAGUGAACCAGUGCAAGGAGACAGACCUGCAGAUAACCAAACCUAAUGAAAAAAAGUCACUAAAUUUCUACUGGUUUUAACUUUCAGCCAGCUCACUUGAACAACACUGCUGCCUGCAGGGAAGGGUUGGGUACGCAGAGCUGAAGCGGAGGCGAACAGCAGUUCGUCCUUGCAACAGUGGCUGGUUGCAUGACUGGCUUAGCUGCACUGACGGACUGCCCCCUCCAUGGUCUCCCUGACUUUGCUCGUGGGUCUCCUCCCAGUUUGGAGAACAACCUCCAGUGGGAGUAGUGUUUUUUCUCAGAGGCAAACUUGCCUUGCUUUUGUGGUAGUUCAAAGUCGAAUAAUCCACCUUUUGGCCUUCUGUGGAUUUGGCUAGAGGGUAUAAAGAGGUUUCUGUGCAGGAAGAGGAAUCAGCCAGGUUUGUCUGCUGCCCCUUUCUGUGCUAAAACUGAGAAGGAGUAGGCAUUGCUGCUAAUUAGAAACCCUGCUCUGCUGCUCACCUAGAGUUAUACUGGUACUGAAGACAGGGAUAACUAGGCCUUUCCUUCUGUAAGAGUAUGAAAAUAGUUGAUAUGUGCUGCCCUAGGCAAAAGAAGAUGAAGACAGCAAUGUCAUCCAGCUCCUCUCACUGGGGAGAAGAGGUGUCUUAUGGCUCUUCUGAGGCGAGAAGCUACUGGUAUUUUCUGGUCAUACCAUGUCAUCUCCUAACUGAUCCAGUAGAAGUGAAACUUUUUCUUCUCCUUCUGGAACAAUUGUGUGUGUGAUGGUUGUGGUGGUGGUGGUUUUACCCAUUCCCAUGUUACCCCUCAGGUGAUGCCACCUGUGUCCCCAUGUGGCCCUGCACUCAGACCUGGAGCUGACCUCCUGGUUACUAUGAUGGGCUGAUUUAGCAGGGAUUCGCAAUAUAGAUUGCUGCUGCUGUGGGGAUGUGCCUUUGUGUCACAAGAGGCUCGUCUACACUGGAGCUUCCUCCAUCCGUGUCCUCUUCCUCCUCCUCUUCCUCCAACCACUUUAUUUCUUUUCCUCAUCCUCAGAAUUUAUCCUUGUGCCUUAUGCACCUGUCUGCCCACCUGUGCAGACUCCAUAUGCUCUGCAGUCUGCUGCACCUCACCUGGGCAGUGACUGGAAGGUGGCUGCCGAUGCCCUCCUGAAAGCUGUGCUGUUGAUCUAGGGGAGGAGACCAUGACUGAGACCUGAGAGAGUAAAAGUGCUGCUGUGCUAAAUGCUCAGCCCAUCUGAAAGCAUCUCCGGACCUCGCGUUUUGGGCUCAGGGCCUGGAGCGCACCUUGGAGGUGCUCCUCUAAGGAGCCGCAGCGGGGAGGGAUGUGACCAGCUGCAGGGCUUUGGCAGAGAGCUGACCACCACAGGCCGAGAGUGGGUCAUGAAGGGACCAAGGUCCUAACUCCCGCCCACAGGAAUCUCCAGUCCUAAGAUAGCAUUUUUGCUACCCAAAUCUGUACUAGUUAGCUCCUGAGAAUUUAUCCCAGUGUGCCUUAUGCUGUUCCCUUUGGGGAUUCAUCCUGUGGGAACCUGAGUAUUAAAAACAGCUUUUCUGCUAUCUGCUACUCUGUGGUUGCUUUUAACCACUGAUACUCAUUGACAGAAUUUGCUUGGUAUAAGGAGCAGGAGAGGAGGAUGGAAAGAGAUGCCUUAACCUUAUAUUUAUGCUGAUUUAUUUGUGUAACAGGGCAAGGACAGGCUCCUGAUGUGCCUUGCUAUUUACAUCUUUUACUGACAAGAUUGUUUUUAAGCACUGUUUGUUACUAAACAUAAGUACAAAGGAGUUUGUAUUUUUUUUUCCCUGGAAGACAGGGAAGGGUAUGAGUGUUAUAUAUUAACCAUUCCAUUCCUAACCCCCAUUUGCUGACUUUGUAUUGUUGAAAAUAUUGACAAUAUUUUAAGCUUUGUACUUUGCUGAUCAUUAUUUAAAAUCCUCAGUGAAAAUAGAA
This is a messenger RNA of Rhea pennata, 5895 nucleotides long. It is a transcript of the gene PAQR8, whose product is annotated as progestin and adipoQ receptor family member 8. The record is from RefSeq and is a predicted model, not a curated record. Bases 1 to 1059 code for a protein of 352 amino acids. The transcript has a single exon. Gene Ontology annotation, cellular component: plasma membrane. Lineage: Eukaryota; Metazoa; Chordata; Aves; Rheiformes; Rheidae. Gene Ontology annotation, molecular function: steroid binding; nuclear steroid receptor activity. Gene Ontology annotation, biological process: response to steroid hormone.